AUGAGUGACUUUUUCAGUGCCAUUGGAGACACUGGGGAUGACUCCAGCCCCUUCUCCUGCCCUUCCUGUCACAUCACCUUCAAGGACCCCUCCGAGUUAUCUGCUCACACUACUACUUGCUUCUCAGAGCGAGCCCCCAGUUCGGCCGGCCUUGCGACUACUCCCACCGUCGGCCAGGAACACUCCAGCGUCUGCUCCUCGUCCUCCUCUUCCGUUGAGAUCCGCGCCGAAAGUUCUCCAAGCAUGGACAUGGAACCUGGGCCCUUGCUGACCGAGCCAAGCCAAGAGCCCGCCUCUUCCCGGCCCCCUCCUCCACCACCCCCAACCCUGCCCCCUACCACCACUCUCUCCACCGGGCAUCUCAACAUUCCUCUCAUCCUGGAAGAGUUGCGUGUUUUGCAACAACGCCAGCUCCAUCAGAUGCAGAUGACGGAACAGAUCUGCCGGCAGGUGUUGCUCUUGAGUUCGUGGGGACAGGUCGGGGCUCCGGCCUCCACCACGGAACCUGCUCCGGUGGCCUCUGCUCCGCCCAAGCCCUCUUUGCCCAUCUUUUCCAUUAAAACUGAACCUGGGAGGAGCCAGGUAUCCGCCUCUCCAGAUGUGCCCAAGCCGGCAUUCUUCCAUCUCUACCACCCGUUCCCUGGCAGCACCAGGGUGCCUAAAACUGAGCAGCUGCUGGCUCCAGCCUUCCCUACGGCCACAGGUGUCUUGGCAGCCCAGUGCUUAGGAACUGCCCGGGGUUUGGAGCAGGCCACAUCUCCAGGACUCUUGCGACAGAAGAAUGGAGGAGGGGGAGCGGGAGGAGGAGAAUCCAACUUGGAAGGCGAGAAACCAAGCGGACGCCACAAAUGUCGUUUCUGUGGGAAGAUCUUCGGCAGCGACAGCGCCCUCCAGAUCCACCUGCGCUCCCACACCGGCGAGCGUCCCUACAAGUGUAACAUCUGUGGGAACCGUUUCACCACCCGAGGCAACCUUAAGGUCCAUUUCCAUCGUCAUCGGGAGAAGUACCCCCACGUCCAGAUGAACCCUCACCCGGUCCCCGAGCACCUGGACUACGUCCUCACCACUUCGGGGCUCCCUUAUGGCAUGUCCGUGCCGCCUGAGAACGCCGAACCCGGAGAGGAACAGGGGGCCCUCCCUGCAACCGAGCGCAAGGCCCUGAGUGCCACCGAGAGUCUGAGUCUACUAUCCGGCACGACUCCGUCGGCCGCGGCUCAAGCUUUGCCCGGUUUCAACAAGCUGGUCCUGAUGAAGGCAGUGGAAGCCAAGGGGAAGGGGGACGAGAACACCCCUCCUGAAUCAGAGACAGAAGGGCCCCGUCUUCAACUGGGGAAGCUUGUGGGGGCCUUGCCCAGCUGGGCUCUGUUAGCCAAUCACUUCAAGGCGGGCCCAGCUAUGGGGCCCUUCCCCUACGUCCUGGAGGCUUCUCCCUCGGAGACCUCUAAGCUCCAGCAGCUGGUGGAGAAAAUCGAUCGGCAAGGGACCUCGUCCUCCUCGGGCAUGGCCACUAUGGCCCCAUCCACAGCCGGCUCCUCGGUGUCGUCUUCUCCGGCAUCUUCAGGGCUCAAUCAGUGUGUCAUCUGCUUGAGGGUCCUCAGCUGUCCGCGAGCUCUGCAACUUCACUACGGGCAGCAUGGGGGCGAACGCCCCUUCAAGUGCAAGGUCUGCGGGCGAGCCUUCUCCACCAGGGGGAACCUGAGGGCUCACUUCGUGGCCCACAAAACCAGCCCGUCGGCCCGAGCACAAAACUCUUGUCCCAUCUGCCAGAAGAAGUUCACCAAUGCCGUGAGCCUCCAGCAGCACGUCCGAAUGCACCUGGGUGGCCAGAUCCCCAACGGAGCUCUCCUGCCUGAGCCUUCGGCCCCAGAGGGGGCCCCAUUGGGAGAAGGGGAGAAGCCACGGGAGCAGCCACCUGUCCCCCAGGAGGAGGAGCUGUCGGAGGAGGAGGAGGACGAAGAGCCCACCGACGAAGACUCAGUAGAAAGCAUUGGAGAAAAAGCAGAGCAGAUCUCCAGCCCUGAAGGUCUUGGUCCUCCCAAGGAAGGGGAUGAAAUGGGGCAGCCUGAGGGGGAAGAGGGAGGACCACCCGGAGCACUCUCCUCUUCCCCACUGGCGCCCCAAAGCUCUCUCUGUCCCUUGAAGGAUGUGGAAGAGAAGGCCGAUAUGGAAGAAGAAGAUGGCGGAGCUGUUCCGGUGGAAGAAGAAGAACCGGAUAAGGAGAAAGGAGAAGGUGGUGGAGAAGGUCCAUCUGAGAAGCAACAGCAUCAGGGCAGCCAAGCCAAAGAGGAACCAGUGAUGAUCUGUGGGAUUUGCAACCAGUCCUUCACCGACAGAGCGGCCUUGCGCAAACAUGCGAUGACUGCCCAUCCCCAGGUAAGAAAUCAAUGCAGUGGAAUAGGGACAUCUGGCUUCCUCAGCCCCCUGGUGGUCUUGGAUGGGAAGAUAUCUUCCCUCAUGUGCUCUCUUUCGCCCUCUAGCAGUGACCUUGGGAUAGGCAAUGCUACAUUAUCUGGUUUU
Molecule: messenger RNA, 2517 nt
Organism: Thamnophis sirtalis
Lineage: Eukaryota; Metazoa; Chordata; Lepidosauria; Squamata; Natricidae
Source: RefSeq, a predicted model, not a curated record